Messenger RNA from Zingiber officinale, 1959 nucleotides. RefSeq names its product protein LATERAL ROOT PRIMORDIUM 1-like. Gene Ontology annotation, cellular component: nucleus. Gene Ontology annotation, molecular function: DNA binding; DNA-binding transcription factor activity. The transcript is spliced from 2 exons. Bases 864 to 1697 code for a protein of 277 amino acids. The record is from RefSeq and is a predicted model, not a curated record. Gene Ontology annotation, biological process: positive regulation of DNA-templated transcription. NCBI's taxonomy places the organism in Eukaryota, Viridiplantae, Streptophyta, Magnoliopsida, Zingiberales, Zingiberaceae.
CAGGUUCGACGGACCUAAUCGCCAUUCACAAAUUAUUGUCCGUGACGACCGGCACAUAUUCGUUUUUUUUUUCAAGUAAAGUAAAUGAAUAUUAAACGAGAAUGAGAGAGGAGGUUGAACAGUUGGACUGGAAAAAGGUUGCGAAGAGUGGACCAAACGCCUGCGGCCUGACGUCUACAAUCAUGCAUCGAUUGCGGUCAUACUGACCAGUUGCUUCCCAUUGACGUAACCUGAAUGUUCCUCUGAGUUCUUAUUCUUCCAUUCGCAGCAGCCUAUGGAAGGGGAUUGUUUGAUCUUUUGCUAGCGGGGAGAGAGAAAAUUGCAGAUCAAGGAGCAGUGGAAAGAAACAAGAAGAGAGGGGGGAGUGAUCCAGAAAUUGUACUCCUUUGCAGAGGAAUUUACAGAGUGCCAGUGGAGUCAAUAUCUAUCUUCUAAGCGCCACACUUGAUCACGACGAGUGUUCUUAAUUUUACAGUGUGCGAGAAAGAGAGAUUUUGAAUUGAGCGUGAAAGAUUUGUGUGUCGGGGGAGAGGGGGGAAGAGGGAGAUUGAGGAAAGAGGAGUGAGUGUAUGAGUGGGUUGAAGACACACAGAUCGUCUCCUUUUCUGGUUUACCUUGUGAACUCGCUCUUACUUAGAUCUUGAUAAAAGAGGAUCGAGACGGCCGGGGUGGCUACGGGAAGGCGAUUCCCUUCGGACACUGGCGCGUUCGCGGACUGGGUGGCCGCCUCGGCCGCCCCCGGCAGAGGAGACGACCUUCGCCUCGGAUUCAACGCCGGUGGUUCUGAGGGCGGAGCUGCUAGUUUAAUUUGGGCUGGCGGCGGGAGGCAGCCGCAAGACAGCAAUUACGGAGUACCUGCCGAGAUGGGGACGGUGGUGCUCGCCUCCGCAGCCUCCUUCCACCACCACCACCACCACCACCACCAUCUCGAGUCCCUUCAGUCCGUCCCGGCCGCCGCGCCGCUAAUACCGCCGCAGCACCUGCUGUCUAACCCUAACCCUAAUGCCCACUUCUCCAACUAUUCCAUACAUCCGAUGCUCGACUCGAGAGGGGUAAUCGCUGGCUGCGCCGAGGGAGGCGGGGUGUUCACUUGUCAGGACUGCGGCAACCAAGCCAAGAAAGACUGCACUCACCGGCGGUGUCGCACGUGCUGCAAGAGCCGCGGGUUCGAGUGCUCCACCCAUGUCAAGAGCACCUGGGUUCCCGCCUCCCGGCGCCGCGAGCGCCAGCUCGCUGCGGCCGCCUCCGCCCCCAAGAAGCCCCGCGUUAGCGCCUCUUCCUUCCACCAGCCCGCCGCCGCCUCCCACACCUCCACCUCCAACACCACCCCUCCGCGUAGCUUCGACACCACUUCCAGCCUCCAAAACGGCGGCGACGACGUGGGGGAAACCCUCCCGGUGAACGUGCGAUCGCCGGCUGUUUUCAAGUGCGUACGCGUAACCUCCAUGGACGACGACGGGGAGGACGAAUACGCCUACCACGCCGUGAUCAAGAUCGGCGGCCGCGUCUUCAAGGGCUUCCUGUUCGACCAAGGCUGCGACAACGACGCCUCGAUUCCAAAUAUGUCGGAGCUUCACCUGGGCAACAUAACGAGCACUGGCGGUGGUGCUUCCUCGCCAGCACUCCCCUGCAACAUAUUCGGAGGAAGUAGCGGCGGAUUGAUCGGAGAUGCCAACUACGACGGUAACCAUCUGUAGCUUCUCUAUAGUGUCUCAAUUACGUCCUCAUUCUAUUCUAGUUAAUUAGGUAGCUACUUGGUCAAGUAAGUUUUACUUGUUUCUUUGGAAAUAACUAUAUUUACUAACUGUGAUGAUUUGUUCAUGUAUUGUGUACUUAUCGUCAUCGAUCAUUUUUCACUUUCUUGAUGAGUAGAAUAUAAAUUCUAGUGUGUGUCGUUAUGUAAUCAUUGUAUAACACCGGUGCAAUGCAGCCUUGGUAGUAGCUAUCAACUUUGCUUUA